This is a messenger RNA of Acanthosepion pharaonis, 483 nucleotides long. NCBI's taxonomy places the organism in Eukaryota, Metazoa, Mollusca, Cephalopoda, Sepiida, Sepiidae. The record is from the annotation of a GenBank genome assembly.
AUGGAGUUUUCUCCUCUUAAUUUUUAUUAUCUUUCCUUUGAUCCAGCAUCGUGUUUCAGUUUCUCUUUCAUUCAUUUCCUUCAUUGUUUUUUCUAUAGUCAUGGGCAUUUCCUUAUUUGUCAUUCCCUAAAUAUUUGUCUUUCCAAUUCUUUAUCUGUCGGUCAUCAAAUUGUUUUAAAAAAAAACUCUUCAUUCAAAUUUCUUACAAUCAUAUUUUCAUUACAGAUUUGUUUCUUUCAUUAUCAAUUCAUUGUGGCACAUUUUAGUUGUACUUUUUCAUUCGUCAGUCUGGAUUCUUUUCUUUCUCCUUUCUUUCUCUCUCUCGCUGUCUCUCUCGCUCUUCCUCUAGCUCUCACUCACUCUCUCUUACUCUCUCUCGCUCUCUUUUACUCUCUCGCUCUCUCUCUCUCUCUCGUUCUCUCUCUCUGCAUCUUACUGACGUCUAUUUCUUAUUCAAUAUUUUUCAUUCAGCUUUCCAGAUAA